CGAUUAUCGAUGACACCUAACAGCUGAAAUAUGGCAACGCUCUGCUGUGAGUUUUAAAUCGAAAAAAAAAUACGUUGAGCGCCAGACUUGAAAUGCGCUGUUUUCUGCUGUUCAGCGUUCUCCUUGCAACAUUCUGCAACGCCAGCUACGAUUAUUAUCGCUUGCCAAGCGCCGUCAGACCGCAACACUAUAACCUGCGCAUCAUGACACAUCUGGAAGAAGCCAGCCGCCAGUUCUUCACGGGCGACGUCGAAAUACAAAUUCACGUUUUGCAAUCCACCGGAAAUAUCACUUUACAUGCCGGAGCCCAUUUGAAUAUUGUCAAGAAUGGGACACGCUUGAAGCGCAUAAAGCCGGAUUGCCACGAACUGAUUGACAUUCGAGACAUCGAACGCAAUUUUAGAAAUGAUUUCUAUAUACUUCAUUUGGAUGCAGAUCUGCAGCGAGGACAGCGUUUUCUAUUGCGCCUACAAUUCUGGGGAAGAUUGGGCCGCUCCAUGACCGGUUACUAUGCCAGUUCGUAUGAAGAUAACUGCUCCAAAAAAUUCAUGUCGGUUACUCAAUUUGAGCCUGCGGAUGCUCGUUCGGCUUUUCCCUGUUUCGAUGAGCCCGCCUUGAAGGCGACCUUUAACAUAACCCUGGGCCAUCACUCCAAAUACAAUGCACUCAGCAAUAUGCCCAUCAAUCAGAAGAUUCCAAUAUGUGAACGCAAGAACUGGGUGUGGAGCAUAUUCAAGCAGACGGAGCUGAUGUCCACCUAUCUGGUGGCGUACAGCAUCAACGACUUCAAGGGCUAUGCCUCGCGGACCAAGAAGUACCAAUUGAGUUUCACCACCUGGUCGCGUUCAUCUGCCAUUAAACAGUGCAGAUAUGCGGCCGAGAUUGGGCCAAGGAUACUGUCGUACUUUGAGGAUAUGUUUGACAUUGAGUAUCCGUUGCCCAAAAUGGAUCUGCUGGCUGUGCCCGAUUUCAAUGCGGGCGCCAUGGAGAACUGGGGAUUGAUCACGUUUCGGGAAGCGUCUUUGUUUUAUGACGAGACUGACUCAUCCGACUUGGACAGACAGCACGUGGCGAAUAUAAUUGCACACGAAGUGGCUCAUCAGUGGUUUGGCAAUCUGGUCACAAUGGAAUGGUGGAAUGAUCUCUGGCUGAAUGAGGGAUUCGCCACCUAUAUGGCAACGUUGGUCAUGGAGAAGAUAUGCCGCAAGUGGCAUGCCUACGAGGAGGAGUCAUUGGACAAUGUCCUCGCGGUGCUCAACACGGAUGGCUAUUGCAAUACUCGCCCGAUCCAUCAGGCGGUGAACCGGGCCAGUCAAAUAACGGAACUCUUCGAUGCCAUCACGUAUCGGAAGGGUGCAGUCAUCAUACGAAUGAUGCACAUGCUCAUUGGCGAUGUGGCAUUUCGACGCGGUCUCAAUUGUUAUCUGGUCAAGCAUGCCUUUGGCAAUGCCAGGCAGGAGGAUUUGUGGCAUGCCCUGACGGAGGCAGCGCAUCAGUGUGGCAGCAUUGUCGAGGAUGUCGAUGUGCAGACCAUGAUGGACACGUGGACCCUGCAGAAGGGCAUACCCCUAAUUAAUGUGCAGCGUCAGUAUGAUAUGAGAACGGCAACGAUAACCCAGCGACGAUAUCUCAUUCAAAUUGCCAAUCUAGAUCAACCAGCGACAGAUGAGUCCUGUUGGCUGGUGCCCAUCAGCUAUGCCACCGAUUGUCUAUCCAAUUUCGUUGCAACCGAGUCGCGUGCCUUUCUGCGUUGCACCGAGCAGCACGAGGCAUUGCCACUGAAACUCCAGGAUCUACCCGGCGAGAACGAGUGGCUGAUCCUCAAUGUGCAGGUGGCAACACCAUAUCGCGUCAACUACGACAUCACCAAUUGGGAGCUGAUCAUCAAGUCGCUGCUGAGCAAAGAUUUCAAGCGCAUUCACGUCAUGAAUCGAGCUCAACUGAUAGAUGACUCCAUGGCGUUCGCCUGGAGUGGCCUGCUGCCCUAUGAAAUGGCCGUGGAGCUGCUCUCUUACCUGAGGCACGAGCCGGAUUAUAUGCCAUGGCGUGCCGCAUUAGAUCAACUAAAUGCGAUUUAUCGCAUUGUCCGACAAACAAAACAAUUUCCGGAAUUUCAGCAAUUUAUGCAGUAUCUACUGGAGCCCAUAUAUGGCCAGCUGGGGGGCAUGCAUAAGGAUACGGAAGGCCAUCACCAUGUGGCCCACAAGGCGUUGAUCACCAAGUGGGCGUGUCGCUUAAAGCAGGAGGAUUGCGUGGAGCAUGCGUUAAGAUACUAUCAUCGCUGGCUUAUCUGCGACGAGCCGGAUGAGACAAAUCCAGUGCCGCAGAAUCUGAGAUCAGUUGUCUACUGCACAGCCAUACGGCAUGGCGAUGACGAGGAUUGGAACUUUCUGUGGCAACGAUAUCGCAACACUGGGGUGGCCAGUGAGCAGCGGCAGAUACUCCUGGCACUCGGUUGCAGCCACAAGGUGUCCCUGCUCGAGCGCUAUCUGAAUAUAAUCUACCAUGAGAAGUCCUUUAUACGCAAACAGGAUGCCUCCCAGAUCUUUGGCGCCAUUGUGCGCAACCAUGUGGGCUUUCACAUAACAAAGGAUUUCUUUUUGCACAAAUUCAAGUUACUCAACGCCUACUACCAUUCGAACACAAGGGAACUGGUCGGCAUGUUCAUCCAAAUAGCUCAGCAGACAAGCUGCGCGAUGGGCUAUCGCCAGUUGAUGGUGUUCAUCAACACGCACCAGGAGCUGCAGCAGAGAUCGGGCCGCAGCCUGCGACGUGCCUUGGAGCAGGUGAAACUGAAUAUGCGCUGGCGCCAAAAGCAGAUGGAAGAAUUCGUCUGCAUUCUGGGAAAGCGCAAUUGAAGUUUGUAAUUAAAAAUAUUGUA
Drosophila grimshawi is the source of this 2881-nucleotide messenger RNA. Its product is annotated as aminopeptidase N. Gene Ontology annotation, cellular component: cytoplasm. Lineage: Eukaryota; Metazoa; Arthropoda; Insecta; Diptera; Drosophilidae. Gene Ontology annotation, biological process: proteolysis; peptide catabolic process. The transcript has 6 exons. The coding region runs from base 93 to 2858 and encodes 921 amino acids. The record is from RefSeq and is a predicted model, not a curated record. Gene Ontology annotation, molecular function: zinc ion binding; peptide binding; metalloaminopeptidase activity.